AUGGAAGAAGAAUAAAAACAAUAGAAUUAUAGUGAUUUGGUGAAUCAAGAAAUAUAGCAAAAUAAACCUAUUAAAUGGGAAGUGGACAACAUGCCUCAAACAAAGGUUGGACAAAUGAAAAAGGAAGCAAUCUAUAUAUUUUGGUUUGAAUUCAUAGGAACAUUCAUGCUCACUUUCUGCAUCUAUGCCAGCAAGUAUUCAUGUACUAAUAAAACUAAGUAACAAUCCCUUUGUUUUUGCUUGUGCCUAUGGAAUGUUAAUCUUGGUGGCUUAAAACUAAAAAUGCACAUUCAAUCCUGCAAUCACAACUGUGUUAUCAGGAAACGAUAAAGGAUUGUGGGUGUCAGUGGCUAUAGGAAGUUAAUUUGGAGGAGCCUUUAUGGCAAGUUUAUUUGGCUUUCUGUGCUUUAAGAAUUAGUAAAAUAUUAUAGUCUACAAACAAUAGUGUGAAUGAUGUUCCAUAUAUAUCUUAGACCAAUAUCGAAGAAUACUUCGCAGUAAUCAUUGGAGAAAUAUUGGGUUCACUUAUACUCUGUGCAGGAUUCCUAUUUUAAUAUGACGACUUAAUGGAUUUUUCAUCAGACAGAUUAGAACAUAGCAUAAUAAUCAGUGCUUUAUACGGUGUCGGAAGAACACUUAGUUAUGUUGCUAAGAGCAGUUUGAAUCCAGCAAUUGCAUUUGGGUAAGUGAUAUAUAUAACAGAUGAUUAGUUUAGUAUUCUUUGAGUGUUGUAAGGAUGGACAUUGGGGAAGAUUUUGGAAUUUGUGGAUAUAUUCGAUUCUGCCUUUCGUUGGAGCAUUCUUCUCUUUGGCAUUAAUCAGAGUGAUUUAUAGGGAUUGCUAUGAAAAAUAAAUAUAAGCUGGUUUAAGACAAUGAAU
Paramecium octaurelia is the source of this 878-nucleotide messenger RNA. The record is from the annotation of a GenBank genome assembly. Lineage: Eukaryota; Ciliophora; Oligohymenophorea; Peniculida; Parameciidae.